UUUAUUUUAAUCCAUGCCUAACGAGGGACGUGAAACUGCAUUUUCGAUGCUCAGGCUAUUAGCCUACAAGUAAAAUGAUAAAAAUGAACAGAUGGCCUUAAGGGCACCUCGGAUGAUACUUUUGAAGACGAGUCAUAUUCACCAUCUUCGUCUUUGUCGUCAUCUUCGACACUGCAGACUAUGGCAUCAGCCACGCUGGGGAGAAGCCUUUGUACUAAGUGUGGCUUGGAGAUUGUUGACAAAUACCUACUGAAGGUGAACAACUUGUGCUGGCACGUGAGGUGUCUCUCCUGCAGCGUGUGCCAAACUCCUCUGGGAAGACAUGUCAGUUGCUACAUCAAAGAGAGAGAGGUUUUCUGCAAACUCGACUACUUCAGGAAGUAUGGAACCCGCUGUUCCCGCUGUGGCAGGAACAUCCAAUCAAAUGAUUGGGUGAGAAGGGCAAAGGGAAACACUUACCACCUGGCCUGCUUUGCCUGCUUCUCCUGCAAGCGUCAGCUCUCCACAGGGGAGGAAUUUGCCCUGGUUGAGGAGAGGGUGCUGUGUCGCGUCCACUAUGACUGCAUGGUGGACAACCUGAAACGGGCAGUGGAAAGUGGGAAAGGCAUGAAUGUAGAGGGAGCCCUGCCGUCUGAGCAGGAAGGAUCCCUGCCUAAACCAGCUAAGAGGGCUCGCACUAGUUUCACUGCAGACCAGCUGCAGGUUAUGCAGGCACAGUUUGCUCAGGAUAACAACCCAGAUGCGCAGACCCUCCAGAAGCUGUCAGAGAGGACUGGCCUCAGUCGCAGGGUCAUUCAAGUUUGGUUCCAGAACUGCAGAGCCCGUCAUAAGAAGCAUGUGAGCCCCAACCAUCACAUGUCAUCCACAGCCAUGUCUUCACUACAACAGUCUGGGUUGUCUCCACCUCUCAUGGAUGAUCUACAAUACACAUCCUACAUACCAACGGAGACACCCAUGCUUACCACACUCCACACAUAUAUGGAUGUGCAUCCUCCAUCCUCACUGGUGUUCCAGCCUCUUCUACCCCAUUCCAUGACACAGCUGCCAAUAAGCCACGCCUGAUCAUUAAAGGUUGCCCCCCUUUGCAGAACCUGGACUUAGAAGCCUGAGGAGCUUGUUUGCCACCUACAAUAAUUAUUUAAGGUAGUUUGAUGAAGGUUCAGAAUAUUCAUUGUUAAAUGUAUAGUGUGUUAAUAUAUAGUAUCUAUAUUGGUUUUGACAUUUCAUAUUUAAUUUAUUUGUAUGUGACUGGGCACUUUGUUUAAAAAUGAAAGGAUGAAUUUCUUAGUUUGUUUUGUCUGUGUAAACAGUGGCUACAUAUAGCUGUUCUAUGUUUUUCCAUGGCUGUGAAGAAAUCUGAAUAAAAGCCAUAAGAUCA
This is a messenger RNA of Esox lucius (northern pike), 1378 nucleotides long. It is a transcript of the gene lhx8a, whose product is annotated as LIM homeobox 8a. Bases 181 to 1062 code for a protein of 293 amino acids. Lineage: Eukaryota; Metazoa; Chordata; Actinopteri; Esociformes; Esocidae. Gene Ontology annotation, molecular function: DNA-binding transcription factor activity, RNA polymerase II-specific; RNA polymerase II transcription regulatory region sequence-specific DNA binding. The transcript has 8 exons. The record is from RefSeq and is a predicted model, not a curated record. Gene Ontology annotation, biological process: forebrain neuron development; regulation of transcription by RNA polymerase II; neuron differentiation. Gene Ontology annotation, cellular component: nucleus.